ACUCUCACGUCUGUGGCGACCCCUACCACAAAUAAUAAAAUACAUUGUGCUUGCCUAUCUCGCCAAAAGCUUCUGAAAUGGCUGCUUCGUUACUCAUAUCUCUUCUAGUACUACUCUCUCUGUGCUGGACCCCAGAGGGAAUGUUACUAGGCGGUCAAACGCCAAUUCAAAAAUUGGACAAUCCUGAAGUGAUGAAGGCUGUAUCAUUUGCUGUGAAAGCUCUCAACAAAGACACAGCUGGAGAUAACCUGAUUGUCCUUGUUAGUGUGGAGAAAGGAACUAUGCAGGUGGUGGCUGGAAUGAGGUAUCGCCUUGUUCUAAGAGUGGGCGUGUCUAGUGUCUGCAAGAAGAGCUCCUACUUGUACAGGAGUGCUGUGUCCCACUGUCCAGUCGAUCAAAACUCAGUAACUGAGGUGCUUGCUGAUGUGUGGAGGAAGCCUACCAACCCUCCAAUCUAUGUCCUCAAUGAUAUCAAACUAUACACUGAACACUAACUGCACUGUCAGUAUCUAUUAGUUGUGUGGUGGCACUCAUUUUUAACUCUUUGUGAGACCGACUGUGUGUACAUGUUUCCAUCGUUUGUCAUCUUUUGUGAAUCAACAACUAUGAUACACUACCAACUUCUUAAUUUAUAUUGUUCAGAUAUCAAAUGCAUAAUAAGCUCAUAUGAGAAUAACAAGUAUUUCUGUUUUAUAUAAGUUGAUUAGUAUCCA
Halichondria panicea is the source of this 713-nucleotide messenger RNA. RefSeq names its product cystatin-1-like. The transcript has 3 exons. Gene Ontology annotation, cellular component: cytoplasm; vesicle. Lineage: Eukaryota; Metazoa; Porifera; Demospongiae; Suberitida; Halichondriidae. The record is from RefSeq and is a predicted model, not a curated record. Gene Ontology annotation, molecular function: cysteine-type endopeptidase inhibitor activity. Bases 78 to 494 code for a protein of 138 amino acids.